AUGACCCCGGACGAGGGCGAGAAAUUCUUCCUCGACUACUGGCACUUUGCCGAUACAGCAUCUGCCAACACCACAAGCCCUACGGACCAACCCUCAGGCUCCACUGAAAAAAAGCAAACAGACCUCCAACCCCGAGUCAACACCUACAGCCCAGCCGUCCCGCAGACACCCCAAGGCAGAAGCCUUCUAUCGUCGAUAUUUCGGCGCGACUUCCAGUGUCCAGGGGAUACGCACGCCUGCACCGCGAUCAACCGUCCCGGGAGCUGCUGCGGCGCGGGCGAAACGUGCCAGUUGGUCGCGGACACGGGGUCCGGGGAUGUCGGGUGUUGUCCGCAGGGUCAGAGCUGUUCUGGGUCUGUGGGGAGCUGUCAAGCGGGGUAUACGCAGUGUGCGGCGGCGUUGGGGGGCGGGUGUUGUAUUCCGGGGCGCACGGGUGUACACGGUGACAAUCACCAUGCAUUCAACGGUAGUGACGUCCACCAUCACCGCUACAACACCCACAUCCAACCCAACAAGCGCGACCAGCACGACGAGUACGACCAGUCGCACCUCUACAUCUACGUCCACAUCCACAGGUGA
Molecule: messenger RNA, 579 nt
Organism: Aspergillus terreus NIH2624
Lineage: Eukaryota; Fungi; Ascomycota; Eurotiomycetes; Eurotiales; Aspergillaceae
Product: putative GPI anchored protein
Exons: 2
Coding region: 1-579 (192 amino acids)
Source: RefSeq, a predicted model, not a curated record